Messenger RNA from Dissoconium aciculare CBS 342.82, 1623 nucleotides. Its product is annotated as t-complex protein 1 subunit gamma. The transcript is spliced from 2 exons. Gene Ontology annotation, molecular function: ATP binding; ATP-dependent protein folding chaperone; ATP hydrolysis activity. Gene Ontology annotation, biological process: protein folding. Gene Ontology annotation, cellular component: chaperonin-containing T-complex. The record is from RefSeq and is a predicted model, not a curated record. NCBI's taxonomy places the organism in Eukaryota, Fungi, Ascomycota, Dothideomycetes, Mycosphaerellales, Dissoconiaceae. The coding region runs from base 1 to 1623 and encodes 540 amino acids.
AUGCAGGCGCCAGUCGUUGUCCUGAACACCCAAAAUGGCCAACGUCAGACCGGGCGUCAAGCCCAACUCUCCAACAUCACCGCUGCAAAGACCGUCGCAGACAUCAUCCGAUCAUGUCUGGGUCCCAAGGCCAUGCUGAAGAUGCUGCUCGACCCGAUGGGCGGUAUCGUCCUGACCAACGACGGUCACGCCAUCCUCCGUGAGAUCGAGGUCGCACACCCCGCCGCCAAGAGCAUGAUCGAGCUUGCGCGGACGCAGGACGAAGAGGUCGGAGAUGGCACGACCACCGUCAUCAUCCUCGCUGGCGAGAUCCUCGCCCUAUCCAUACCGCAGCUGGAGCGGAAGAUCCAUCCGGUCAUCAUCAUCCAAGCCUUCAAACGUGCGCUCAACGACGCCAUCAAAGUCAUCCAGGACGUGUCGAUCCCCGUCGACAUCAACGACGACAAGGUGAUGCGCGGCAUCAUCUCCACCUCCAUCGGCACCAAGUUCUCCUCGAGGUAUUCCGACCUCAUGUGCAACCUCGCCCUCACCGCCGUGCGGACGGUCAGCCACGAUGCGGGGGGCGGCAAGAAAGAGGUCGACAUCAAACGGUACGCCCGGGUGGAGAAGGUCCCCGGCGGAGAGAUCGAGGACAGCGUGGUGUUGGACGGCGUCAUGCUCAACAAGGACAUCACCCACCCGAAGAUGCGGAGGAGGAUAGAGAACCCCCGCAUCGUCCUCCUCGACUGCACGCUGGAGUACAAGAAGGGCGAGUCCCAGACCAACAUCGAGAUCACCAAGGAGGAGGACUGGAACCGCAUCCUGCAGAUCGAGGAGGAGCAGGUCCGCGCCCUGUGCGACGCCAUCAUCGCCGUCAAGCCCGACCUGGUCAUCACCGAGAAGGGCGUCUCCGACCUCGCCCAGCACUUCCUCCUGAAGCACGACAUCACCGCCCUGCGCCGCGUCCGCAAGACCGACAACAACCGCAUCGCCCGCGCCACCGGCGCCACCAUCGUCAACAGCGUGCACGACCUCCGCGAGCAGGACGUCGGCACCGCCUGCGGCCUGUUCAACAUCGAGAAGAUCGGCGACGAGUACUUCACCUUCCUCACCAAGUGCCGCCAGCCCAAGGCCUGCACCAUCCUCCUGCGCGGGCCCAGCAAGGACAUCCUCAACGAGAUCGACCGCAACCUGCUCGACGCCAUGUCCGUCGCCCGCAACGUCGUCUUCCACCCCUUCCUCAGCCCCGGCGGCGGCGCCACCGAGAUGGCCGUCGCCGUCCGCCUGGCCCAGGCCGCCAAGGGCGUCGAGGGCGUCGCCCAGUGGCCCUACCGCGCCGUCGCCGACGCCUGCGAGGUCAUCCCCCGCACCCUGGUCGCCAACGCCGGCGCCUCGCCCAUCAAGGUCCUGACCCAGCUCCGCGCCCGCCACGCCGAGGGCCUCUCGACCUUCGGCGUCGACGGCGACGCCGGCAAGGUCGCCGACAUGAAGGACCUCGGCGUCUGGGAGCCCCAGGCCGUGAAGCUGCAGAGCAUCAAGACCGCCGUCGAGAGCGCCUGCCUGCUGCUCCGCGUCGACGACAUCGUCAGCGCCAAGAGCGCCCAGAGCGGCGGCGGGAACAUGGGCGGCGGCGGCGACGAUUGA